Molecule: messenger RNA, 1559 nt
Organism: Aplysia californica (California sea hare)
Lineage: Eukaryota; Metazoa; Mollusca; Gastropoda; Aplysiida; Aplysiidae
Product: muscle M-line assembly protein unc-89-like
Exons: 6
Coding region: 1-1302 (433 amino acids)
Source: RefSeq, a predicted model, not a curated record
AUGACGUGUGACUGUGACGGUGUGACAGAUGACUGUGGCUGUGACGUCCUGACUACGCCGUUCUGGGACUGUGGGACUGUUUCUGGGAUUGUGGGACUGUUUGUGGGACUGUUUCUGGGAGGAGACGAGGAAGACAGAGGGAGGAAGAAGAAGAGGAAGACAGAAGAAGAGAGGAGCGACAGACACCCAGGGGUUGGGGCUAUUUUCAAAGACUGUUACGUCAUUUUCUCUGAGUUCUGUGACACAAAUCUUCGCAAGGUCUUCCAACAGCUCAGUUUCGAAGACAAGGACUGCAUAAUCGCCCAAGUGUCUAAGGCAAUGGACGCCUACGGCCUGGGUGUGGUCUCCUGGGCCUGCCGGUUCCUCAUUCUGCCAAAGACAGGCAUGGAUUAUUUGGCCAUCAUGACCAGUAGGAACGACUUGGAAGAAACGGAAAGACAGUGGCUGCUCUCGUUGCUAAACCCAGACGGACCCAGCAGAUCUCAUGUCCGUGACGCCUUCUCUGCUCGGCAGUCAGCUCUGAGCAGCGUCAGUGAGGCAGAUCAGGAGAGCAAAUCACCCUCCAACUUCCCAGACAAGGAUGCCGAAUCACUUAGCAACAACCCACAUCAGGACAUCGAGUCACCUACCAACCGCCCAGAGCAGGACACCAAGUCACCUACCAACCGCCCAGAGCAGGACAUCGAGUCACCUACCAACCGCCCAGAGCAGGACAUCGAGCCACCUACCGACCGCCCAGAUCAGGCCACCGGGUCACCCGCUAACCGCCCAGACACAGACACCGUUUCCCCCACCAGCCAGGACACCGGUACUGAUCUAGCCGUUUCCUCUCUGGCUCAGUGGAUGCUUUCGUUGCUGAACCCAGUCCCACUCAUCAGAUCUUAUAUCCGUGACGCCCUCUCCGAUAGACAAUCACCUCAGGACGACGUCCGUGUGGUAGACCAGGAAACCAAGACACACACCCACGGCCCAGACAAGGACUUCAAAACACCCUCCAACCUCCCAGUCCCAGACCAGAAUGUCAUGUCACCCACCAACCUCCCAAACCAGGACAGCAAGUCUCCCACCAACCGCCCAGCCCCGCCUGUCGCUAGUGAGAAGAAUGUUCCAGAAGCCACAGUGGCAGUGACCUGUCACCCCAAGACGGAUCUGAGAGCUAAGCUGGCUAAGGAAAUGGACAAUGACGAUGGUGGUGAUGACGCCAAGAGCAAUUAUGAAGAUGUAAUCGAUGAUGACGACGCUGAAGAUGGUGGAUCAAAGGGCGGCAGCAACGAAAAAUGUUUCAAGAGCUUGUCUCAAUGAUGACAUGCACCAAAAGAAGUUUGAAACAACAAAUGGAGACAUCAAGUCUAUUGUGAACAUUAUAUUAUUAUUCUCAUAAUCUCAUUAUCUUCUAUAUUUUUCGCAUAGUUUUUCUCGGCCUUUUCUUUUCUAAAUACCAAUUGCUCGUUCCUGCUUAGAUGCAUUUUUAUCACCUCUCAAAGAUUGAAACGUUUGUGCGAAGCCGAUGGCGGGGUGCUUUUUAUUUUGCUUUGUUCUAAUAAACUCAUUAAAUUAUU